GCUGAAUUCAGUCGACGUGGAAGCUUAGUGGAACUGUAAAACAAACUUGAAUCUUGGUCUAUAGGUCAUUUACUUGUCUUUGGUCCCGGACAACAUGCUCUCGCUGUGCACCCUUCUCUCUCUUAUCUUCUGUCUCUUCAGCCUUCUGGAGGCCAAGUCAAGCACUGGGAAUUCAGUACUAGUCGUUCUUGAUCCUGCUGCGCAGAGUCAGUUCUCAAUAUUCUUCGACGGCCUGAAAGAUUCAGGAUAUGAACUUACUUUCCGUGGCCCAAAGGAUGACGCGCCUCUUCUAAUUGAGGAUGACAUUGCAUCCUUCGCCCAUGCCAUCGUCUUUGCUUCCGACACCAAAAACUUUGCAAAGGACAUCACACCUCAAAAUCUCGUUCGGUUACUCUCACUGAACACCAACCUUUUGAUCGCGCUUUCGCCAAAACAAACCAUGCUUUCGUCGCUCGCGGCAGAGUUUUCUCUGAUCCUUCCACCUCCUGGAACUCCCCUUAUCUCUUACUUCCCCGAGAGGGAUGAACGCGCCAAUGUCAUUCCCAUCUCGGUGCCUGCAGGUUCACCUCUGCUCACUCCCAAUACACCACCUGUAUGGUUCUCUGGUGUCCCAUUUGUGCUCGGAAAUAACCCACUCAUUGUUCCCAUCUUGAAUGCCCCGGAAGAAAGCUUUGCUGCAGACUCUGACAGUUCCACCGAUACAUUGGCUGACGCCGCCGAGAAGGGUGGUGAAGGUUUGUGGGCAGGCAGCCAGCUCGGUGUCGUUUCUGGUUUCCAGGCGCUGAGCGGCGCGCGUGUGACUUGGGUUGGUGGUGUGGAUCUGUUCAGCGACGAGUUUGCGAAUAAGGAAAUAUCCAAGGGCGUAAAAUCUGGUAAUAAACAGUUUGCGCGUGACGUAGCUGCUUGGACUUUCCAAGAGUCUUUGGUACUGCGCCUCGAAGAUGCUGACCAUCAUAUCGUGAAUAGUACGAUUUCCAAAGAACAAUAUACCAUCAACGAUCAUAUCCUCUACCGUGCGGCCAUUUCUCGAUUUAACCCGAAGGAUGAUGUAUGGGAGCCGUACUCCGAUAUCAAGGAUAUGCAACUCGAAUUUACCAUGUUGGACCCGCAUAUCCGUAUUGCUCUACCACCUGUAGCGGGGCAACCGGGCGUUUACUCUACAGAAUUCCGUGCGCCUGACCGACACGGCGUGUUCAAAUUUGUAAUCAACUACAAGCGCAAAGGGUGGUCGCACCUCCAUCACUCCAUCACUGUAGCUGUCGUGCCGCCACGGCACGAUGGAUACCCUCGGUUCCUCAGUGCAGCUUGGCCAUACUACGCUGGUGCCAUAAGCACGAGUGUUGGGUUCUUCUUGUUCUCUGCAAUGUGGCUCGCUGGUGAUGUACGCCAGUUGAAGAAAAGUAAAUCCCACAAGACAGAAUAGAUGGUACGGACAAUGUAUUUUAAUUGCGUGCGAAUUGGGCUGCCUUUCUUCCGUGUAAAGAAUCCACGGUGGAAGGUCUUCGCAAAAAAAUGUUGGCGCCACAUGUCAUACUACACGGGCUAUGCACAGCGACAUCAGAUGUCGUUGCGACAUUUCAGCAAACAAAAUUUUUCUGAACAAGUUGUGGUCGUGUGUAAGAGCGUAAAG
Guyanagaster necrorhizus is the source of this 1630-nucleotide messenger RNA. Its product is annotated as oligosaccharyl transferase beta subunit. The transcript has 5 exons. NCBI's taxonomy places the organism in Eukaryota, Fungi, Basidiomycota, Agaricomycetes, Agaricales, Physalacriaceae. Gene Ontology annotation, cellular component: endoplasmic reticulum membrane; oligosaccharyltransferase complex. The record is from RefSeq and is a predicted model, not a curated record. Bases 95 to 1423 code for a protein of 442 amino acids.